Vigna umbellata (rice bean) is the source of this 1804-nucleotide messenger RNA. RefSeq names its product protein DETOXIFICATION 51-like. The record is from RefSeq and is a predicted model, not a curated record. Gene Ontology annotation, molecular function: xenobiotic transmembrane transporter activity; antiporter activity. Gene Ontology annotation, cellular component: membrane. Gene Ontology annotation, biological process: xenobiotic detoxification by transmembrane export across the plasma membrane. Lineage: Eukaryota; Viridiplantae; Streptophyta; Magnoliopsida; Fabales; Fabaceae.
UGUCAUUCAAACUUGGUAAUUAUUAGUUUCGUGUAUCUAUCUAUCUAUCUGUUCACACACUCUCACUAACUCUGUGGGUGGGAGUGUUUGUUUGGGUCAUCCCACACAUAACAGAGUGAGGAGUGCGAAGUGUGAAGUGCAAGUUGGUAGAACUAAUCCAUUGGGAUGGGAUCAAAAGCAGAGGGAGGAGAAUACACGAUGAUGGAGGCAGCGGAAAAAGAGAAGCAGUGUUGGGGAAUAAGGAGAGAAGUGAAAGCGCUGAUGGAGCUAGCGUUUCCCAUAGCGUUCACGGCACUUAUAUUCUACGCGCGUUCCAUGGUAUCGAUGCUGUUCCUGGGACACCUAGGAGACCUGGAACUGGCGGCGGGGUCCUUAGGAAUGGCCUUUGCCAACAUCACAGGUUAUUCGGUGCUGUCGGGUCUGGCACUUGGGAUGGAACCACUAUGCUCCCAAGCCUUCGGCGCAAAACGCAUGAACGUCUUGUCAUUGACCCUCCACCGCUGUGUAAUGUUUCUGCUACUCUGCUCCAUCCCAAUAUCUUUCCUCUGGCUCAACAUCUCAAACAUCCUUCUACCAUUGCACCAGGACCCUAACAUCACCCGCAUGGCACACACCUACCUCAUCUUUUCCCUCCCCGACCUCCACACCCACUCCUUACUCCAUCCAAUCAGCAUUUACCUUAGCGCACAAGGCGUCACCCACCCGGUCACCUUAGCGUCCCUGGCUGGAACCCUCCUCCACUUCCCCUUCAACUACCUUCUCGUCACGCGACUCCGCCUUGGCCUCGCCGGCGUCGCGGCAGCUUCCGCUGCCUCCAGCCUCUCCAUCCUCCUCUUCCUCGCCACGCACGUGUGCCUCACAGGCAUCCACUGCGCCGCGCCGACCCGGGACUGUCUCUCCGGGUGGAAGCCGCUGCUCCGGCUCGCCGCGCCGAGCUGCGUCUCCGUUUGCCUGGAGUGGUGGUGGUACGAGAUCAUGAUAGUUUUGUGUGGGCUUUUGGUUAACCCCACUUCAACCGUUGCUUCCAUGGGUAUACUCAUUCAAACAACUUCCUUUAUUUACGUUUUCCCCUCUUCGUUGAGUUUUGCGGUUUCCACUCGCAUUGGAAACGAACUGGGCGCAAAUCAGCCUUAUCGGGCGAAGCUUUCCACCGUAGUAUCUGUUUUUCUGGCCGUGAUUAUAGGUUUCUCGGCCAUGCUUUUUGCCAUUGGAACGAGACGGUCUUGGGGAAGAAUGUUCACCAAUGACGAAAACAUUAUAAGGAUCACAUCCAUGGCACUUCCGAUCCUCGGAAUUUGUGAACUCGGAAACUGUCCACAAACGGUGGGUUGUGGCGUGGUAAGAGGGACGGCGCGACCCAACACCGCGGCAAACAUCAACCUGAGCGCAUUCUAUUUGGUCGGAAUGCCUGUGGCGGUUGGGCUUGGGUUCUGGUUAGACGUUGGGUUCUGUGGGCUGUGGCUGGGCCUGUUAUCGGCCCAGGUGUGUUGCGCGGGACUUAUGUUGUAUGUGAUAGGGACCACGGAUUGGGAUGUGGAAGCCCAUCGGGCACAGUUGCUGAUGUGGCACGAUGAUGGAACGAUGGAUGAGCAGAAGCAAACGUUGACCAGCAUUGUUACCGUGACGCCCUUGGCUUGAUUGUUUGAUGAAAAGCAACACCCCGUGUUGAUGAUGGGGUUUAUUUUGUAAUUUCACUGAGAUGAAAGAAAGUGAAUUAUAACUGCAUUUUUUUUGCCUCUUUUUUCCCACCCAUACGGGAACUGGAUACAUACAAAGAGAGGAUAACAUAAAGGAAAUUAUUGUG